This is a messenger RNA of Lactuca saligna, 2365 nucleotides long. The record is from the annotation of a GenBank genome assembly. NCBI's taxonomy places the organism in Eukaryota, Viridiplantae, Streptophyta, Magnoliopsida, Asterales, Asteraceae.
AACUUGAAGCAAAUAACAACUAUUUUUGACUUUUAAACAUCUUCAUUCUCCUAUAUAGAGUCGUGUGAGUUUUAUCAAAAUAGCUAAUCUCAAAGAAAAUACACCACAAUAUGCAUCUUUAGAAGGAAGUUACCAUAAAGACUUUUUCUUGAAAUUAUCCUAAAAAAUCAAUUUUUUUUAGUCAAAUAAAGAGGCCACACAGUUAGAGUGACUGUGUCAUCUCCUACACGUUUAACGUUUUGGAAUGGGGUGGUGGGAUUCACCUUUUCCCCAAUUUGGUGACCCUCAAGGCCCUGUGUACACGUGUUUUCAUAUACCCUCUCUUUGUCGCACUCUCGACACUUUCAUUAUCUAAAACCUAAAAAUCAAUUAUACGAGUUUGUUCUCUUUAGGAGCGCAGCAAAAGGAGCUACCCCAAUUCGAUCGGUGGUUGUUUUUUCAGUUUUCAGUUACAGAUCGCUGAAGCACACCAGGUGUUUGUGAAAUGUCGCCAGUGAAGUCGCCGCAGGAGCUCAGUACUCCGGAUAUUGCGAAAAAAGAUAAGCUUGUAGUUAAGAAGGGUGAAGAAGAAGAACUUCCUCCAGGGUGGAAGGUCGAAGUGAAAACACGAACAGGAGUAAACGGGAUAAAAAAAGAUCGGUACUACACAGAUCCGGCCACCGGAUACGUAUUCCGAUCACUCGUAGACGUCCACCGCUAUCUCAAAACCGGAGAUGUGGGUCCACGAGCAAAAAAACCCAAAAUCACCGAUAAAAAAAUCGUUGAACAAAGCGAAUCAAAGGAACAAACAAUUGUUUCUUCUAGUCCUUUGAGUGAAACUCCAAAUAAUAAUAAGCGAUCACUAGAAGAUAAAUCAGCGACAAGAAGCAAAUCUGAGUUACCUCAACGUGCUUCAAAAAGACUAGCCAGAGUCACCAUUGAUGCACCACCACCACCACCACCACCACCAUCGUCACCACCACCACCACCAUCAUCAUCACCGCCGCCGCCGCCAGAGCCUAAAACACGUAAGGCUACACGAUUAUCCGGCAUCAAAACUGAUGCACCACCACCACCACCAUCGCAAUCACCGCCAGUGCCUAAAACUAGACAAGCUAAACGGCAAGCUGCAAUGGAAAUUGAAGCACCGGUAACAACACCACCAGCACCACCGCCACUGCCGCCAUCAUCACCGCCAGAACCCAAAACCAGUCCUCAAGUAACCGCUAGACAGGCGGAGGAAUCACAAACCCAGCCACCUGUUGUUUUGGCUAUUUCAAAAGAGAAAGACAAGAAAUCUGAACCACAAAAGAUCAAAGACAAUGAUGGAAUUGAAAAUGCUGACAUGGCAUCCAAGCGUGUAGUAGCAACUCAAGAAAAUCUUGAAAAGGUUAAAUCUAAGUCUAAUAAGAAUCAAGAAUCACGUACUGUAUUGAGCCACCCUAUCCCUGAAAAACAACCAGUGGAAUCGGAAUCACUGAUUCCGAUUCCAGUGGAAUCGGAAUCUGUGAUUCCGAUUCCAAUGACUGAUUCCCAUUCCCAUUCCCACCACAAGAAACAAGAAUCACCUGUCAGAAACACGAACCCGGGUCAAGAAUCGUGUAUAAACUUCUGUUUGAAUGAUUUUUGGACAGACCCAUGUAUCGAAUUUGCUGUAAAAACCCUAACAGGUGCGAUUCCAUUUGGGGAAUUGAAUAAAGUUGACAACUUUCUUCCAUCAUCUUCACCAUUAGAGGUCCCCAUGGAAGAGCUUUGGACAGAUCCAUGUAUUGAAUUUGCUGUGAAAACUCUCACAGGUGCAAUUCCUGUGGUAGGGGAAGAUCAAAAUCCUGGAAAUGGAAUUCAAGAUUAUUUACAUCAUCAACCUAAAACAGGGAAUAAUAAGAAUAAUAAGCAGUUGGAUUCAGUUGGAAAUGGUGGGUUACAAAAGUCGGGUAAUAUUGGUUUUCAUCAACAAGUUAAUGGGAAUAGUAAUAAUGGGCAAUGUUCAAGACCCAGUGCAUUUGAGUACGAGCAGUUCAUGGAAUUCCUUCACAAGCUCACUAGAAGUAGAGGCAAAGACAUCUACUUCUAUUUUCCACAAGAGUCUUUAAGUCAAGGAAUUCAUACAUGGGUGAAUGACGGUGAUUACAAAGAAUUUUUGGAUUUGGCUUAUGCAAAUGAGAUGAGAAUGAAUGUUGAAGAGGAUGAAGACUCAGUCUUGUUGGACACUUAUUAUGUUGACCAUGAAGAAGAUGAUGUUGAAUAUCCAUUCCUAGCCAACACAACCAUGGGUGAUAGGUUCUUAAACAAACUUUGUCUACAUACAGUAAAUAUAGAUGAUGUAUAUGAAGAUGUUGAAUAUGUUGAACCUCAAUACCCUGCGCAUGAUGAUAGACAACCAUAG